AUGACAUACACGGAUCUACUACCUUCCCUACUCACCCAGAAUCUCAUAGAGAAACGUGUCGCACCACUAGUGCCUGACAAGUUGCCUAGAUGGUAUAAACCUAAUGAACAAUGUGCUUUCCACUCUGACGCGUCAGGGCAUGACACUGGCUUUGUAUUCAAAGGAAAAAUCCAUGAACUUGUGAGGUUGAGGAUGAUUAAGUUAAGUGAUAUGCCAAAUGUGGCAACUAACCCAUUACCUGAGAAUGUGGCAGUGAAUAUGAUUACCGAAGAUGAGAACUUGAUCAUGGAUGUCAUGAAAGUGAAGACUCCGUUAAUGCCUGUGCACCUCAAGCUAUUCAAGGUUAGUGGGAAGAAAAUGAAUGAUGAAGUGUCUGUCAUAGUGUCUGUCAUAAUGUCUAUCUUCAAUAAGCCCAAGGCUUUCAAGAUAUUUUGCCCACCUAGAGAAAGUACACCUCCUGCCAACUCUGCUAAGCGUUUGGACAUCAAAAUGCCAGCUCAUUUCCCCUAUAAAUCUGAUAAAGUUGUAUUGUGGGGGUACGAGACCACUAUCAUCGUGAAUGGUGUUGAGAAACCACUAUUCAAUAACAAAGUUGUCACUAAUAUUGCCGAUACAAGCGGUCUCACGAGAAGCGGCAGGGUUUUCACUCUUGCUAAUCUUAGAGGUGGUAAGACCGUUGCCGAGAAGCUCGACAAUGGUAAAGCUCCAUUGGUUAUUCCUGAGAGUAUACCCAUACAAGAUGUAAAGGCUAAAGUGUUUUUGCACCUGAUAGGAAAGAGUGAUUAUAAGGUGGUGGAUCAAAUUCUUCAAACCCAAUCAAAGAUAUAUGUUAUGUCUUUUCUCUUAAACUCUGAAGUGCACCUCAAGGCUCUGUUGAAAGUCUUGGUGAAAGCCUAUGUAAAUCCAGAUGUCACGGUUGAUCAGUUAUACCAUGUAGUUAGAGACAUUACGUCUUGCAACACACUAAGCUUUUUUGACAAUGAGUUUCCCGCCGAGGGUAAAAAGCAUAACAACUCUCUCUACAUAUCCUUGGGAUAUGAAAAAGGUUCUCUUUCGCAUGUUUUGGUUGAUAUUGUCUCUUCUUUGAAUGUGAUGCCGAAGAUUACUCUUUCUAAGUUAUCAUAUAUUGGUGCUGAUAUCAGACCAAGCAAGGUUGUUGUGAAGGCCUUUGAUGGUUCUAGAAGGACUGUAAUGGGUGAAAUUGUCUUGCGAGUGAUGGUUGGCCCGCAUCAAUACAUUGACGUAAAAGAGGACACUAUCGUCACCCAAUUUCAAGGGCUUGAGAUUACAAAUGUAGUGCGGAUUGAGGACCUCGAUGAGGAGGAUAAGAUAGUAACUUCUAUGGCAUCUUUAAAAGAUGCGCAACAAGUGGUUGGCCUCUGUUCUGCCCAAGGCAGAGGUGUUUUUGUUUGGGCUUCAUGA
This is a messenger RNA of Lathyrus oleraceus (garden pea), 1422 nucleotides long. RefSeq lists its product as uncharacterized. The coding region runs from base 1 to 1422 and encodes 473 amino acids. Lineage: Eukaryota; Viridiplantae; Streptophyta; Magnoliopsida; Fabales; Fabaceae. The transcript is spliced from 4 exons. The record is from RefSeq and is a predicted model, not a curated record.